AUGUCACUUAAUCCUGAAGCUUUGCAAAAAUUGUUAAUUGAGAUGGAUAACCAACUCAACAAGACAAAGAGUGAUUUGUCUUUAUGUAACUUACAAUUGAGCAGAGUUGAGACCAAUCUCAGUUUGAUCAAAUCCACAUUCUCCUCCCUCAAUAAGUUGUGCAAGCCAGACGAAGUUGUUUACCAGGGUGUUGGAAAAGCGUUUGUGGCCAAGAAUGUCAAGGAAUAUUUGGGAGAAAUCAGCAGAGAUGAGAAGGACUUCUUAGACACCAAGAAGAAUUUGGUGAUCAAGAAAGACUACCUUGAGACCACUUUGGAAAAGACCAUCAGCAGCAUGCAAAAGAUCGUUCAAGGUAAGUAA
Messenger RNA from Suhomyces tanzawaensis NRRL Y-17324, 360 nucleotides. RefSeq names its product prefolding complex chaperone subunit. Gene Ontology annotation, molecular function: protein folding chaperone. The transcript has a single exon. Lineage: Eukaryota; Fungi; Ascomycota; Pichiomycetes; Serinales; Debaryomycetaceae. Bases 1 to 360 code for a protein of 119 amino acids. Gene Ontology annotation, biological process: protein folding. Gene Ontology annotation, cellular component: prefoldin complex; cytoplasm. The record is from RefSeq and is a predicted model, not a curated record.